UGAGUCAAAUCGAAUCACUGUAACGACGAGGCGGAUCCUGUAGAACCACAGUGCUUCAAAACCUCCUCCAGCUGCUUUUUCCAAUGGGGAUCAAGUUAGCGAAGUUUUACAGAGAGCUACAGGUCCUUCUCUCCGCUAUCUUGGACACUUUAUGAAACAAAAACUGCAUUUAUCAUGUUAUGCCACAUUACUCGUCCGGACUCUGUUGUCCUGGAAGUGAACGUGGAUGCAAAAGCGAACGGAGAAGAAAUUCUCAAUAAGGUUUGUCAGAAGAUGGGAAUCAUAGAGGUGGAUUAUUUUGGACUCCAGUUCACGGGUACAAAGGGAGAAAUUUUGUGGUUAAAUCUUAGAAACCGGAUAUCUCAACAAGUAGACACCCUGUCUCCCUGCAAACUGAGGUUGCGAGUCAAGUUCUUUGUUGAGCCCCAUCUAAUUCUGCAAGAGCAAACAAGACAUUUGUUUCUGUUGCAUGUGAAGGAGGAACUUUUUAAAGGAAGUUUGCGGUUGGACAGAGAGCAGGCAAUAGUGCUCUGUGCGUUAUUAGCUCAGGCAGAGUUUGGAGAUUACAACCAUAACACAGCCAAGUACUGCUACUCCCAGAUUUAUGGUCAAGACCCAAGCCAUGACACCAUUAACAACAUUUAUAUGAGGCAUAAAGAAUUGGAGGGUGUUAGUCAGCCUUCAGCAGAAUAUCAAGCCCUGCAGAUGGUUUCCUCCCUUAGCUACUAUGGAGUGGAGUGGCACUCCGCCCGUGACUCUGAAGGAAAGGAGCUUGUCAUUGGUGUUGGGCCAGAAGGCCUGUUUGUCUGCAAAACAGAUUUUAUUCCUGUUGAAAGAAUCAUAUAUCCGGUCAUACAAAUGGCCACUCAGUCAGGAAGGAACGUAUAUAUCACCAUAACAAAAGACAAUGGGGACAGUGUGGUACUCCUAUUUAAAUUCAUCAGUCCUAAUGCUGCCAAUGGAUUAUACCGUGCUAUCACAGAGAUCCACGCAUUUUACAGGUGUGAUACGGUAAUGAGCACAGUGAAGAUGCAAUAUAGUCGUGACUUCAAGGGUCACCUGGCUUCCCUCUUCCUCAACGAAAGCAUUGAUCUUGGUAAAAGGUACAUCUUCGAUAUCCAGCACACAUCCAAGGAAGUGUACGACCGUGCCCGGCGUGCCCUGUUCAAUGCAAGGAUGGCUGUGACUGGAUUUGGGGGUCCGAGAGACAUUUGCGCUCCAUGUCCCUCACCGCAGGCUGAGACGGAAGAGAGGACAUGUGUUGGCUGCGUAGAAACUCUUGUACUGAAGGAGAAACUCCAAAGGCUACGAGAUGCCCUGACUUGCGCUCUGUGCUGUGAACAGGAAAUCAGUGCUGCAUUUUGUCCUUGUGGACAUAUGUUCUGCUGUUACAACUGUGCUGGCCAACUCCAGUAUUGCCCAGUGUGCCGCUCAGGGGUGGACCAUGUUCAGCACGUCUAUUUACCCACCUGUGCCAGUCUACUUACCCUGGCAGAGGGAAAAACUACCUGCGCUGUAUCCAGAGGGACUUCUGCCACAGAGGAUUAGCUAUAAGUCAAAGACCUGCCAAAUGUAAGAAAAAAACUAUGCACACUGCACAUGGACCGAUACACUGUUGGACAAAGACUUUUUUUAAAAUGUAGAAAUAGUGAGUGAAUCUGGCUCUCAGUACCUUGAGAAUAAUGACUCAACUGUCAGUACUGCAACAUUCUCCAAACAACAGAAAAAAUGUAUGACAGCAUCCAAAAAUAUUUUGGUUUGUGCAUUCUUCUUAUUUAACUGCUAAGCAUUGUGGUAUUUUAUACAAUGUGCAGAAAGGCAUAAAAACGCAUUAACAAACAUUUAUUCAUGAGGAAAUAAAUGAAACAGAUGUUUGCAAAAACAGUCAGGGAGUAUAUAGUGUUCAAAUACGGCAAAUACCUAUAAAUGUACUACUUUUAUUUAUACUGUGAACCAGAAUUUGAGUAUUUUUCAAAUCAAGGAUUUAUUUCAUAUUUAAUUUAUAUUUUCAGACAUUUAUAAGUUGAUUAUGUGGUACAUUCUGCAACUAAAUAUAAAUGUAAAUACAAAUGCAUUGCAAACACUCCACAACAACCGUAUCUUUUAGCAAAAAGAGAAUUGUUUUACAUUUGUCUGUGUGUGUUUACAGCCGUGAUCAAAACGUUUGAGAAUUACACAAAUGUUAAUUUUUCACAAAGUCUGCUGUCUUAGUAGAUGGUAAUUUGCAUAUACUCCAAAAUGUUAUAAAGAGUGAUCAGAUGAAUUGCAAUCAAUUGCAAAGUCCCUCUUUGCCAUGAAUAUGAACCCCCCUUACAAUUUGCUGUGACAUCUGAGAUCAAGUCAGUGGUUCUCUUGUUAAAACAGGUGAGUGUGUUGACGAAGUCAUGCAAAUUAAGCUAGAAUAACAGACUGGUAGCUUUCAAAUAAGGGUUGUACAUUAAAAUAUCCUCAGUUUAUUGUGGUUACCUGUAAGGAAACACGUGCAGUCAUCAUUGCACAAAAAGGGAUUCACAGGCAAGGAUAUUGCUGCUAGUAAGAUUGCACCUAAACCAACUAUUUAUCGGAUACCGCUUCAGGGUGCCCAAAAAGGUUCAAUGCAUUUUCAAGCAUAACCAUAAGGCAAAAGUGAGAACUAAGCGGCUCUGGGGACAGAACAUUGAAAUUUUGGGUCCAUGGCCAGGAAACUCUCCAGACCCUAAUCUCAUUAAGAACUGGCCAAUCCUCAAGAGGUGGGACACACAAAAACCCACAAAUUCUGACAAACUCCAGGCAUUGAUUAUGCAAGAAUGGACCACCAUCCAUCGGGAUUUAAUUGAAAUGUUCAGUGGAUGUUAUAAGCUCUGUAUGGAACCAUUUCUAUCACAAAAUACUUUUUAAAUGAUGUUUUUUAUUACUGUCAUGUAUUUCAUCAGUUUUGGUAUGAAAUAAAAAUCUUUUAAAGACCAGGAA
Messenger RNA from Misgurnus anguillicaudatus (oriental weatherfish), 2949 nucleotides. RefSeq names its product myosin regulatory light chain interacting protein b (gene mylipb). Gene Ontology annotation, biological process: ubiquitin-dependent protein catabolic process. Lineage: Eukaryota; Metazoa; Chordata; Actinopteri; Cypriniformes; Cobitidae. The record is from RefSeq and is a predicted model, not a curated record. Gene Ontology annotation, molecular function: ubiquitin-protein transferase activity. Gene Ontology annotation, cellular component: cytoskeleton.